AUGAAGAAAGAAAUUUCUAUUGAACCGUUGUUAGUUAAAACUGUUAAUCGUCAAUCUCCAGAUGCAAAUCAAGUUCAUCCAUGGAUUCGUUAUUUAGUUGCUGGUGUUGCAGCAGCAUCAAUUUACAGUCUAAUCGUUCUUAUUCUUUUGCUUGCUAUACCAAUUAUUGUACUCGCUAUUGGUGUACGUUAUCAUGAUCCACGUUAUUGUCCAAUUGAACCUCGUAUUAGUCUUUAUUUGAUUGUUCAUGGAAGUGUUGCUUUAGGAUUGAUUAUUCUUAAUAUUAUUAUUUCAACGAUAACUAUUUUUUUCUUUUAUCAUCGUUCAUUAAUUUCAAUCAUUCUUGUCUUAAUUUUAAGUAUAAUUAUCUUACUAGGUACUAUAUUUUCAUUUAUUUGGUUAAUUAUUGGAAGUGUUUGGACAUUUCGUGUCAAUAAGCAAGUUAUACAUGAAUAUGAUACUAUUAAUCAUUAUUAUACAUAUAAUUAUUGCCAUCCUGUUUUAUAUCGAUUUACAUUUGUUUAUUUAAUUUUAUCUUAUAUAUUAUUAGUUAUUGCUUGUUGUUAUCAAUGUUUUAUUAGAAUAUGCUGUCCAAAAAUACAAAAAAAAGAGACAUUUGCUUUUCUUUAG
Rotaria sordida is the source of this 630-nucleotide messenger RNA. The record is from the annotation of a GenBank genome assembly. NCBI's taxonomy places the organism in Eukaryota, Metazoa, Rotifera, Eurotatoria, Philodinida, Philodinidae.